Parasteatoda tepidariorum (common house spider) is the source of this 2490-nucleotide messenger RNA. RefSeq lists its product as uncharacterized. Lineage: Eukaryota; Metazoa; Arthropoda; Arachnida; Araneae; Theridiidae. The record is from RefSeq and is a predicted model, not a curated record.
AAAAGGAGAAGUGGUGGUUCGUUUGAGUUUGUUUAUUGUCUGCUAUUUUUCAUCAUGUAUGCCUCGUUGCUUACAAUUUUUUAAAAUUUUCCCGAAUUUAUAGAUAGUUACAUUCAACAAUCUUUGUUCAUUUUAAAGGGUUUUUGCUUACUCUCUGCUAUGCUUAAAAUAACAGAAUGGUGAAAGAAAACUGUAAACUAGUUAGUGGUAAUAAAUAUCACAAACUUUGUAAACCUAGUUUAAAGUGUAACUGACAAAAUGAACAGUCUUCAGUCACAAAUUCAUGAUUUCAUUGAGGAAGUGGAAAAAAUUACCCAUUUCUACAGGCAAAAUUUAAAAGAAGAGAAAAGAAAUAUUGAAAACACUUCUAAAAGGGUUUCAGAGUUGGUUAACUCUAUUAGCUUAAAGGAGGAGUAUGAAGCUGUCAAGUCUAUCGAACCAAUGAGAGUAUCAUUGCCAAAUCAUAGUGUACUUGAUUCCCUUUUUAAAGAAGAAUCAAAUAAUAAUGGUUUUUUGCUGGGAGAAGAUAGAGAAGAAAAAUCAAAAAAACUUGCUGCUGAACGAAGAGCCGAGUAUAAUGCUUAUUUGGAAAAAAAAGAACGUGAAUUACAAAAAAAACAUCAAACUUAUGAAGAGAUGAGCACUACUGUAACUCCAAGGUCUGUAAUGGAGUCUGUUGAUUAUGAAACUAUUUUAGCUAAACGACGAGAAGAAGAACUUAAAUUUAGGCAAAUACAUCAUGCAGAACCAAGUCUAAGUAAUGGUGUUGCUAAUAGUGAAAAAAUUACUGUACCAAAAAUACCACAAACACCCGAAAAAAUUCCUCUCAGGGAAAAUAAUGUGAAAAUUACCUCAGCUCCAAUUGUAGAAGAUAAUAAAAAGGUUUCUGCAUUGACCCAUGAUAAUACAGGCUCUUAUGAAAGGAGGUAUAUACCACACCGUCCUUUAAGUAGUCAAGAAAAUCAUUUCCACAGAACUGGAGGUGGAGGUGAACCAGUAAGAGAUUCAUUUGGAAAUUUAAUAACUGCUAGAGGGUUUCGAGAUUCUGCACCAAUGUUAUCAUUUCCUUCUUUUCAGCAAAAUCAAGCUUCCAGCAAUAAAUCUUCCUACAGAGAAGAAUUAGCCAAACAAAUAGAGGAAAGGAAACGUCUUGCUGAAUUGGAGAAGCUAAAAGCUGAAGAAUUGGAAAACAAAAUUGCUCAAAGAAUUGCUGAAGAGCGUCGGAAAAUGCAGAUGGAAUAUGAAAAUGAGCUUAAAGCUAACAAUAAUGUUAAAGAACAAAGGCAACAGGAAAGACUUCGACAAUUAGAAGAAUUCCAGAGGAGAGACGCAGAAACGAAACAAAAACUCAAAAAUAGUAGAGCUGUUGAAAGCAGACCUCAAACAAGUGAAAAUAUAAAUAGAAGUGUGGAAAAUCGAAAGUCUUCACCUCCAAUACCUGCAGUCCGUUCUAAAAUUAUCUUUGAAAGAGUUACUUCACCUGAAGUAUUGAGGGAAGUUCCUCCUGUGAAACCUGAAAAUGUAUUUAGCUCUUUGGCAGAAAUAAGAAAGAAGAUAAUGCAAGAUCGGCAAAAUUCAAACAGAGCUAUUAAGGGGACUUAUGAGGUGAUGAAUCGGCGCACUGUACAUGAUGACGAAGAGGAUGAGUAUGAUAGGAGAUGAACCUUUGAGUAAUUUCAGAACCUAAAAAUGAAGCACAUUUGAAAAAAAAAUUGCUCAAUUCAAAGAAAGAAGAUUGGGAAAUCAGAAUUUUUGUAAUAUUUUAAAUUUUCAUGUAUAUAUUUUUAUACAUUUUGCAUCAUAUCUAUUUUAGUACUCACUUUAUUUGUAAAUAUUUUUGAAGCGCUGCACUAAAUGAAAAUUGCAUUUUUUAUGCUAAUCAAAUAUUUUAAAAUUUGUUAUUCAAAUAAUAAAAAGAUAAUUCUCAUUCUUAUAUUGUAAAAACUGAAAAAAAAAUUUUUUUUUGUACUUAUUAAUAUGUAUAGUAUAAUUUUUGUAAUUCAUAUCUAUAUCAUGUUAAUGCAGAGUAUACUGAAUUAUUAUUGUUGAGUAUAUGACUCUAUAACGGAAAUUUUCAUUUGCCAUAUCUUGUGAUAUAUUUAAUUUAUGUGUAAGUUAAUCAAGCACUUUUAUAAUUAAAGUAAAAAGGUUUCAAUGUCUACAAAACUUUAUAUACCUUUACAUUAAAAAAUGAUUGUUUUCAAUAAUUUAAUUUUUUAUUGCAAUAUUUUGUUAUAUUAUCAUUAUUUUAUAAGAUUACCAUUCUUUGUCAUAAUUAUAUUUCAGCUAAAUUAACUGUAAACUUGCUAGUUAAUAAUUCAGCAAAUAAAAUUAGCUUGGACAUCAAAAAUGUAUAUACUUAAAAAAAAAUUUAUAUAUUAAUUUUAGGGUGAAAGUGUAAAUAACUAUUGUUUCAGAAAUUUCUAUUAUUUCAUUUAAAAUUCUUUACUCUGCUUUAUAAGGAAGUACUUUGCUUUAUAAGAAAGUACU